Messenger RNA from Sipha flava (yellow sugarcane aphid), 607 nucleotides. RefSeq lists its product as uncharacterized. The transcript is spliced from 2 exons. The annotation marks the transcript as partial. The record is from RefSeq and is a predicted model, not a curated record. Lineage: Eukaryota; Metazoa; Arthropoda; Insecta; Hemiptera; Aphididae.
AUGAGCAAGGCAAGCAGUUCUAGUGAUGAAGAUGCUCGAUAUGUCCCAUCACCAAUUAAAAAGCAUAAAAUGGGAAAAGCUAUAAGUGAGGAAGUAAGAAUCCGAAUUGUAAAUAUGUACAAAAGUAUUACAAUGAAUGAACCUAGCAUCUCCGUGAGACAAAUACGAAAACAAAUAUCGGAUGUAUUGGGUGUUGGCGAACGUUCGAUCCAGACAAUUAUUACAACAUACAAGGAGACACACAAGGUGGUUGCUUCAAAACAAAAACGUAAAAAAAAAUCAUUUCGCGAUCUUUUUGACGAAUUUGCAAAAAACGCAGUACGCAGACACGUUCAUAGCAUUUGGUUUCGUCGUGAAAUUCCAACAAUAGAUAAAAUUCACCAAACCGUAUCCGCCGACAGUUUGCCAUCAAUAUCGCGAACCAAUUUAUUUCAUCUGUUGAAAGAUUUAGAUUUCCGAUACUGUAAACGUAGUAGAAACAGUGCUAUGGCUGAAAAAAAUGAAAUUUUUGAUUGGCGUAGAAUGUAUUUGGAGAACAUUAAAAAGUACCGAGAAGAAGGUCGACAUAUUUAUUUCCUCGACGAAACAUGGGUGAAUGCUGGCGGUU